AUGAAGAUGCUCGAGCUGAACUACUACCAUGGAGAGAUAUUUGAAAAGUACAAAAUCAACAGCGUGCUGUCUGCACUGGUAGACAAGCACAAGCUGCAAAAUGAAAGCAUCGACUUUAACGAACUGAGCAACAGGAAGAACAACUAUAGCAUAAUGGCUCUCUUGGGAAGCCAAAUUAAAAAUUUUAACGACGAUGUAUACAAAGACAUAGACACAAAUGAUAUCAUCUUAGCUCUCUCCAAGUUGAAACAAAUUGACGAACAAAUCACCAUAAACGAAAGCCACAACAAAGAUUACAUUUUGGAGAUGGCAGAACAACUGUAUUAUGAGUACUCCAACAAGGGACUCAUCAGUAAUGAAAAUUCUUUCCAUUUAAACAACAAGGAAAACUUCAUCAGUAUCAACUUGCAACUAAUGAAUGAAAUUAACGCAGGGAUUAGGAGUUACCAAAACAAGAUUCCCUAUUUACGUUCCUAUUGCGAUGAAAAAUAUCCGAGGGCGGAAGCUUUACUUCCUGUAGAGACAGCUCCACACCAUAAUGGGGACGCUGAUAAUUACAACAUCUCGGGGUUGAUUGAAAGGGAAGAUUAUUACAACGUGAAGCAAAAUGAGCAUGAGGAUAAUAGAGGGAGAAAUGUUUUGGGUAAAAAUACCUACUCGAGUAGAAAGAACAGCCAAGUGUUUGGGAACAGGACUGAUGAGCACGACCUGGUGGAUGCAUUGGGGCCAAACGAGGAUGACAACCAUGUGGGCGUCGUCCGUGGAGGGAAUGCCGCAGGGUAUGGAGCUGAAAAGGGCCUGUGUGUUGUCGGUCCUAAUGGGAAGAGCAACCUGUAUCAGUACCGAAAGGAGGCGACGAAUAGCACCUACUGCAACAGCGUAGAAAAUGUGAAUGGCCCCAGCGGGGCAAGCAGACGGGGAAGCCUAAACUUCCUUGGCGAAGAGGAAGGACACGGUACCCAUAUCGGGGUUGACCAUGUUAGCGGCAUUAAUGAUGACCGUGGUGAGCGCUUGGGCGAACGCAGCGCGAGGAGCAUCAGCAACCAUCGAAGGAGAAGCAGCCUUAGCAACGCGACACGUUAUCACCAGGGGGAGCAACUUCUGCUCAGAGACCCAGUGAAAGGAGCCUAUUUGAAGAGGGAGACGGGGGUGGCGAGAACAUCUGGGCAUACGGUACAAACCAGAAAAACAGCACAAUACGAACGAGAGGAAGAAGACAAUAGCUUGACCGAAAAUAACCACAGGAAUAGUGCCCUCAGCAGUGCGCAGGAUUUAGGUAUAGGAAUGGACAAUGAGCCAACAACAACAUACAGGAGGAGAAGUUUUUACGAUGCGGAACAUUCUAAUAGAAUCAGCGCGAACAUGUGGGGCCACCGACAUACGAGGGCCCAUGCAAGUGGAAGCGGUAGAGGGAGAUUUGAAAAAAAUGCCGAUCUUCUACACAAAGAUGACUUAAACUACUACGGAACCGAGUCGAAGAGAGCCAUGAGUAAUGUUAAUACCAUUAUGGGUGCAUAUCACCCUGGGGGGAAAUUAACUGCCCAUGGUAAUAUUUUCACCAAAAAGGGCCUUAACAGUAAUGACCGCAAUGGGAGCAACGCCCCGAACAGCGUCCUCGAAAAUAUUGAUAAGGCUGAACAAGAAAUCGUUAACAACCAUUUGAAGAAUUCGCUAACACAGAAUGAAUACGUCGCACGGAGGAUGAGCUCCAUCCUGCUAAACCCAACCAUGCCUCAGAAGGAAAUCUUUAACAGCAGAGUUGUUCCCACGUAUGACCACCAUGGCCAGCAAAGUGUAACAAAAUUUGCUCCGAGGAAUCCAUCGAAUGGUAAUAACUACACACAGGACCUUUCUUUGCAAAAGUACAGCACACUCGGUCAGAGAAAGCAUUACACUGCCGAUACGAAUAACAAUAGUAGCUUCAUCGUAAGUAGCAGCGUCAACAAGAAUAACACGUCUGAAGAAGGCUCCAUGAUUCACGUCAUUGGAGGAGGAGGUGUGGACCAUGAUAAUAAGCAGUUCCUUGUGAGACCUAGAAAUAGCUUCUUCAUGAGGGAUAGAAACAUGCACUUCAACUCUGUGGAUCGACAUAACAGCUCUAACACGCCGCUAAUAAAUAUGGACAGUGUGAGUAACUUCUCGCGCAACGUACCAAAAUCGAUUGAAUCGAACUUAAACAUGUAUACAAAUAAACACUCACGGGCGCUGGACAUAAACGACCUGAACAGCAAUGCCAGUCGAAACUACGUGAACAGUUCAAACAGCUUCAAAAGCGACUUCACAACGAUGCGCGAUAACUACGCCAAGAUGCUGGAUCGCUCCAAGUCGCUCACGUCGCAGAUUUAUCGGGCGCCCAUUGCACAGAGGUACGUGUAG
Messenger RNA from Plasmodium fragile, 2376 nucleotides. RefSeq lists its product as uncharacterized. Lineage: Eukaryota; Apicomplexa; Aconoidasida; Haemosporida; Plasmodiidae. The transcript has a single exon. The record is from RefSeq and is a predicted model, not a curated record. Bases 1 to 2376 code for a protein of 791 amino acids.